This is a messenger RNA of Synchiropus splendidus (mandarinfish), 884 nucleotides long. RefSeq names its product claudin 1 (gene cldn1). Gene Ontology annotation, biological process: cell adhesion; bicellular tight junction assembly. Gene Ontology annotation, cellular component: bicellular tight junction; plasma membrane. NCBI's taxonomy places the organism in Eukaryota, Metazoa, Chordata, Actinopteri, Syngnathiformes, Callionymidae. Gene Ontology annotation, molecular function: structural molecule activity. Bases 124 to 759 code for a protein of 211 amino acids. The transcript is spliced from 4 exons. The record is from RefSeq and is a predicted model, not a curated record.
AACUUCUGGGAAAAGCAUUCUUUGAAUGACUUUUCUUAAAUUAUAGCCAGAAAAUACCUCUUCAUUUUUCCCCAGACACUUUUUUUUAGUCAGUUCUUCAUCUUGACAUUGUGACGUCUAACAAUGGCCAACGGUGGAAUACAACUGCUGGGCUUCACGCUGGCCUUCCUGGGCUUCAUCGGAUCCAUCGCCGCCACAAUCAUGGUGGAGUGGAAAGCUUCAUCCUACGCUGGAGACAACAUCAUCACCGCUCAGGCUCUCUAUGAAGGACUGUGGAAGUCGUGUGCGUCGCAGAGCACUGGUCAGAUCCAGUGUAAAGUCUAUGAUUCUCUGCUUCAGCUGCCAGCAAUCGUGCUGGGAACCCGAGGCCUGAUGCUGGCAGCCAUUCUGCUCUGUCUCAUUUCCAUCUUGGUGGCGUGUGUCGGCAUGAGGUGCACCACCUGUUUGGCUGACCAGCUGCAGCAGAAGGACAAAGUGGCGCUGACUGGAGGGGUGAUCUUCAUCAUAGCUGGUCUGCUGGCUCUGGUCGGAACCUCAUGGUACGGUCACAGAAUAGCGCAGGAUUUCUACAACCCGUUUACCCCAACAAACGCCAAGUAUGAGUUUGGAAGCGCCCUCUACGUGGGGUGGGGCUCAGCCGUCCUCAUCAUGAUCGGAGGAGGCUUCCUCUGCUGCAACUGCUCUGGACAGGACUCGGGAAGAGGUCCACGCUACCCCAAGUCCCACCCUGCCAGCCAGCCGGCCAAGGACUACGUAUAAAUAUAUACUGUUGAUGUUGUGUUUCUCUCUCUCGCUGAGCUUUUUUGUUUGUUUUUUAUGAUUUUUUUUGUGAUGGUAACUGGUGAAUCAAUUAAACAUUGUAAUAAUUGUAAAAUAAAAAGGUA